AUGCCACGAUCCCCGCCAACAAACAGUGUAGCGAGGAUCGACAUCAACCAGGUUCCGCCAAGGCGUGACCCCGACCAAAUCAUGCCCAUCGCCAAUGUUUCGCGCAUUAUGCGUCGUGCCCUCCCUGAACAUGCUAAGAUCACGGACGAUGCUAAAGAGGUUUUCCAAGAGUGUGUUACAGAGUUUGUUAGUUUUGUGACAUCCGAAGCUAAUAGAAAAUGCAACCAAGAGUACCGUAAAACGGUGACUUCUCAGGACAUACUUGUGGCCAUGGAAUCAUUGGGGUUUGACAAAUAUGUCGAACCCCUCACAACCUACAUGGGUAAGUACCGCGCUUUUGAAAACUCAGGGACCAAUUCCGCUAGCAAUGCGCAAAAUCUCGGGCAUGAAGCAAACAAUGAUCAUGAACAACACAUUGUUCAUCAAGCUCCACCACUACCCCCUCCGUCGCCGCCACCAGAAGCCACCCUAACACAACCGUGGAAUUUUGCUCGAUUGGGAAUUGUGCCGCCGCCGCGGCCAUCACCACCACCGCCGCCUAAGCUAUUUAAUUCGGAUGGCUUGCCUAGGAGUUUCCUUGAGCUACUUCAAGGGCCAUGGACAACUGAAUAUGAUGAAUACUAUUGA
Messenger RNA from Andrographis paniculata, 627 nucleotides. Its product is annotated as nuclear transcription factor Y subunit B-8-like. Gene Ontology annotation, cellular component: CCAAT-binding factor complex. The coding region runs from base 1 to 627 and encodes 208 amino acids. The record is from RefSeq and is a predicted model, not a curated record. Gene Ontology annotation, biological process: regulation of transcription by RNA polymerase II. Lineage: Eukaryota; Viridiplantae; Streptophyta; Magnoliopsida; Lamiales; Acanthaceae. The transcript has a single exon. Gene Ontology annotation, molecular function: DNA-binding transcription activator activity, RNA polymerase II-specific; RNA polymerase II cis-regulatory region sequence-specific DNA binding; protein heterodimerization activity.